AUGUCUAAUCAACGAUCAAUACCCCGUGACGAUGAUUUACUUCUUCAAGAUUUCAGUCGAAAUGUAACAAAUAAAGCUUGGGCUUUAUUUUUUGGUAAUGCAGCUAUCGUCUCGGCUAUUCCACUCUGGCUUUUUUGGCGUAUUCAUCAAAUGGAGAUUACAUCUUAUUUUAUUCAUUUUAUCAUUGGUACUGCAAUAAGUACAUAUUUUCUCAAUUCCGCUUAUCAAAAUAUGAAAUUUAUCUUAAAACAUAAAAUUGCACAAAAACGUGAAGAAGCUAUCAAUCGUGAAAUAACAAAAUUAUUUGCUAAUGACAAAAAUGCAAAUAAAAAAGAUAAAGAUGACCGAAUAUUGGCACGUAAAAAUGAAGUCGCAGAUUUUGAAGCAACAACAUUUUCAAUUUUUUACAAUAAUGCAUUCUAUCUUGUUUGUCUUAUUGUAUUAUCAUUUUUUGUUUUUAAAAAUUUUUCACCAACUGUUAAUUAUCUUUUCUCAGUUGGUUUAUCGACAGCUAUGGUUUUUCUUUUUUCAACAGGAGAAAAAUAA
Messenger RNA from Adineta steineri, 546 nucleotides. NCBI's taxonomy places the organism in Eukaryota, Metazoa, Rotifera, Eurotatoria, Adinetida, Adinetidae. The record is from the annotation of a GenBank genome assembly.